GGCCCUCAUAUAUUUCCUCCCAUCCACAAAUUCCGUAGCCUGCUUUUGCUUCCAUGGUAACGCUAGACGCAGUUUGCCUUAUCAAAUAGGAGCCUCUUUGGGAUCAUUGCGUUUUAUAUUUGAACCGGAAUACAAUGUGAAAAUGAUUAAUAAUUGAGGACCUUGUGUGUUUGCGACGUGAAAUUGUCGAGUAAAGAGAGAUGCGAGCAGGCAGUACAAUUGAUCAUGGCUGGGGUCUCGAUGUGGCGACCAGUCAACAAGGGCGAGGCAACUAGCCUUCGGUGUCGUUGGCAAACCAAAGAUUUCUUCGUCCUUUUCUUGGCGUUUCAGGCAUGCUGUGUACAAAAUGCACGAUGUGCGCUCCAAGCUCUGUCGAUUAUCGGCAAGCCUGCAACCCAAAGCGGGGGUUACUAUGCGGCUGGAAAUGCCGUUGACGGCAGCAUAAGUACAUUUUCACACGGAAAUGAAGGUGACACUCAUCCCUGGUGGCGAGUGGACCUUGGAGCUGAACACUGCUUGGGUGAAAUCACAGUCAGAACUCGACUUGGAUGCUGUGGGGAAUACCGAUUCGCGGCAGCAGUGGCGCGAGCGGGCCUGGGCUCAAACUACAACGACAACCAACCGUGCGGUUCACCCGCCGCUCGAGCCCAAUGCACCGACGGGGCCACGAUUGUAUUCCCGUGUGAAACUCCACGGAUGGCAAGAUACGUUACCUUAGACAUAGACCCGUCCCACCACGAUGUGACUAAGGCUCUACUCCAGCUGGCUGAAGUGACUGUGAAAGAGUACACCAACGGAGAAUGUGGAGCGGUUGACGACACUACGACAACUGCACUCUCAGCGGUAAGGCCCACUGGUAAGCCCUGCGAAGUACGGACUGCCGCAUUUCAGAUGCUGCGUGACAGAAGCUGGAUUGCAAACUCCCAUCUCCUGUCGAAAAAGGUAGUAAGGUCGCUGAUGAGGUGUGCCGGCUACUGCGCCAGAGAUGCCCAUUGUAACUGCUUCGACUUCGCGCCAGGAAACGGUCAGUGUCGCCUCCACAACCUUAACUCGACCUACAUCGAGAUGAUGCCCAACGAGGAAUUCGCAGUAUACACAGUAGUCGAUAAAUUUUGA
This is a messenger RNA of Acanthaster planci (crown-of-thorns starfish), 1116 nucleotides long. RefSeq lists its product as uncharacterized. Lineage: Eukaryota; Metazoa; Echinodermata; Asteroidea; Valvatida; Acanthasteridae. The record is from RefSeq and is a predicted model, not a curated record.